Molecule: messenger RNA, 2648 nt
Organism: Vidua chalybeata
Lineage: Eukaryota; Metazoa; Chordata; Aves; Passeriformes; Viduidae
Gene: PRKAB1
Product: protein kinase AMP-activated non-catalytic subunit beta 1
Exons: 8
Coding region: 360-1181 (273 amino acids)
Biological process (GO): signal transduction
Cellular component (GO): nucleotide-activated protein kinase complex; cytoplasm; nucleus
Molecular function (GO): protein kinase binding
Source: RefSeq, a predicted model, not a curated record
GCUCCCGGGGCCGCGCUCCCGGGGCUGCCAGGCCGGGCUGUGCCCCCCGUGCCCCCCGUGCCCCGUGGAGGUCCCGGGGGGCUGGGUCUCUGCAGGCGCUGCCUGUCCCGGAGGAGAGCGGGGACUGAGGGAGCGGCAGCGGCAGUGAGCUCUCCCCAGGGAGUGGUCACAGCCCCGAGGCUGCCGGAGCGCCGGGAGCGUUUGGACACCGCCCUCAGGCACUGGGUGGGAGUGUUGGGUGUCUGUGCAGGAGCUGGACCGGGUGGUCCCUGUGGGGCCCUCCAGCUCAGGACAUUUUGUGGUUCUUUGUUUAGAACCCCUUUCGCCUGCUCUCAGCAUCCUCAGCAGGAUCCAUAGGGAUGGGGAACACGAGCAGCGAGCGAGCGGGGCUGGAGCGCCACGGGCACAAAGCCUCCCGAGGGGACGGCUCAGGAGGAGCCAUCAGUACCAAGGAGGGGGACAGACCCAAAAUCCUCAUGGACAGUCCUGAAGAUGCAGACUUGUUCCACUCAGAGGAAAUGAAGGCUCCGUUGGAGAAAGAGGAAUUCCUAGCUUGGCAGCAAGACCUGGAAGUGAAUGACAAAACCCCCACUCAAGCUCGGCCAACGGUCUUCCGCUGGACUGGAGGAGGGAAAGAAGUUUAUUUAUCAGGGUCCUUCAACAACUGGAGUAAAAUUCCUCUGACAAGGAGUCACAAUAACUUCGUGGCAAUCCUGGACCUGCCAGAAGGAGAGCACCAGUACAAGUUCCUGGUGGAUGGACAGUGGACACACGAUCCUGCAGAGCCAGUAGUAACCAGCCAGCUGGGUACUGUCAACAACAUCAUCCAGGUGAAGAAAACUGACUUUGAAGUGUUCGACGCUUUGAUGGUGGACUCCCAAAAAUGUUCAGACAUGUCUGAGCUGUCCAGUUCACCCCCAGGACCGUACCACCAGGAGCCCUAUGUCUGUAAGGCAGAGGAGCGCUUUAAAUCUCCACCCAUUCUCCCCCCACACCUGUUGCAGGUCAUCCUGAACAAGGACACAGGGAUUUCUUGCGACCCCGCUCUGCUCCCUGAGCCCAACCACGUCAUGCUGAACCACCUGUAUGCACUUUCCAUCAAGGAUGGAGUGAUGGUGCUCAGUGCUACGCACCGUUACAAGAAGAAAUACGUGACCACUUUGCUGUACAAGCCAAUAUGAGCAUCACAGUCAUUUGUGACCAAUUGUUCUGGGCCAGUGCAGUCUCAGAAAAAAAUGCUUCACUUAACCAAAUGUACUUCUGCUCUGUGCUGUAGCAAACAAACUCUGAUUUCAUAUUUUUCCUGAGACUUCCAGGUUCUCCUGUAUUUGCCUUAUUUUGUUAGCACCACCUCGGAAGUUCUUGGAAAUGGCAGCUUCACAGCAACCAGACAGGUGGCAAAGGUGUCAGUGCCCCUUGUCAGUUAGUUAAAAAACCACCAAUUUAAUUAGGCUGAAUAAUGUCAGAACAGCAACAGAUCAAAGAGCUUUAGCAGCGAGGCAGACUGGGAGUCUGCCAGCCCAAAGUCUAGAAAGUUCAGGAUUCUUGGGGAAUCUGAUUUGAGCAUAACACUCAGCAAAAGCAAGCUCAUUACUGCUUCCGUUGCUCAUCAAACACUAUUUCAGUAGCAAGUUCCAAACUUGUCUGGCUGAAGUAAGUGUGAAUAUUGAUGAUCAUUUUGUAGCAGCCUUUUCUGGGCAAAAUCAGCAACAUAAUCAUCACUACAAGCUCAUUAUUAUUUUACGGUAGAGUGGGGUGCACUGUUUCUACUGUGAAUAGCUCUGUAGUUUUUUCUCUUCAUGAGAACUGAAAUACAUCUUUUCCCCUGUGGAAUUUCUGGUAAUGACAAUUGUUUUUAAUGGCUGGAUUUUUCUGUAAAUCGUAAAUGUGUCUUGCAGUAAUCUGCUUUUGGAAAACUGGUUUCUCUUGCUGUCACUGAGGAGGACUUCCUUAAGCUGAGAGAGGAAGGAGAUGGAUGGAUGCAGUUUAGGGCUGAGUUCCUCAGUAACAGCCUGAGGGUGACUGUAAGUCUCCUGUGUCCAGUGGCCAAACUUACCCCUCAGUGUCAGCCCUUGCCGAGUGCUGGAUGCAUCAGCACUGCAGCCCUCUGUGCCCAGGGCUGGAGCAGGGCAACUUUUUAUUCUGUUUCUGUUUUCUAAGUGAUUCUAGUAAUGCCAGGCUGCCCGUCCUUGGUGUUGACAGCCUGUUUUAUCCCAAAACAAAUGCAACAUUAAUGCAAACCUGCUGCCAGUGUGCCCCGGGCCUGCCCGGGAGGAGCCAGCGCGGGAGGGGCCCUUCCCUGGCUUGUUUUGGUGCCUGAGGCACCGUGACCGUGCCAAUGAUAACCAGCCCCUCCCACUGGGGGGGAAAGCACUUUGCACAAGUCUCUGAGGUCUCUGUGGGGACAGAGCUGCAGCAGCCAGCGUGGAGUGGAGCGAGCCACAGUGGGAGGGUGCCUUGCCAUCCUGGGGUCUGUUCACCAGCCUUGUUGCAAUAUCUUCAGUAGCUGAGUAGAUCUGGGUCUAGUGCAAUGGUUUUCUCUGAAAACUCUUUCUUCAUUCUGUGCUAUGGAUAGUAUUUGGUAUUCUGAACUACAGAAUUGCUUGUUUUCAGCCUCUUUAGAAAAAAAUAAAACAUUUUUAAGAGAA